Messenger RNA from Eubalaena glacialis (North Atlantic right whale), 1331 nucleotides. RefSeq names its product dnaJ homolog subfamily B member 6-like. Gene Ontology annotation, cellular component: cytosol; endoplasmic reticulum membrane. Gene Ontology annotation, biological process: positive regulation of proteasomal ubiquitin-dependent protein catabolic process; protein refolding. Lineage: Eukaryota; Metazoa; Chordata; Mammalia; Artiodactyla; Balaenidae. The record is from RefSeq and is a predicted model, not a curated record. Gene Ontology annotation, molecular function: Hsp70 protein binding; ATPase activator activity.
GUUAACAAUAAGGUAGGAGAAAGGAGAGAAAGGAAAGCGCGAGGACCAUCGCAGCCCAGCCGCCACCGCCAGCCGCGCCGCCGUGUCUGAGCCGAGGAGCCCCGGUCGCCGCCCCGCCGCGCCUUCCGCCGCCGGCUCCCGCGUCCUCGGACUCGUUUCCAACAGCCGGUUAAAACAUGGUGGAUUACUAUGAAGUUCUAGGCGUGCAGAGACAUGCCUCAGCCGAGGAUAUUAAAAAGGGAUAUAGGAAACUGGCACUGAAGUGGCAUCCAGAUAAAAAUCCUGAGAAUAAAGAAGAAGCGGAGGGAAAAUUCAAACAAGUAGCUGAGGCGUAUGAGGUGUUAUCAGAUGCUAAAAAACGGGACAUCUAUGACAAAUACUGCAAAGAAGGGUUAAACGGUGGUGGUGGAGGUGGAAGUCAUUUCGACAGUCCGUUUGAGUUUGGCUUCACAUUCCGAAACCCAGAUGAUGCCUAGAGGGAAUUUUUUGGUGGGAGGGACCCAUUUUCAUUCGACUUCUUCGAAGACCCGUUUGAGGACUUCUUUGAGAAUCGAAGGGUCCCCCGCGGAAGCCGGAACCGAGGCACGGGGUUGUUUUUCUCCGCUUUCAGUGGAUUUCCCUCUUUUGGAGGGGGAUUUUCUUCUUUUGAUACAGGAUUCACUUCCUUUGGUUCACUAGGUCACGGGGGCCUCACUUCAUUCUCUUCCACGGCAUUUGGUGGCAGUGGGAUGGGCAACUACAAAUCUAUAUCAACUUCUACUGAAGUGGUUAAUGGCAGAAAAAUCACUACAAAGUGGAUUGUCGAGAAUGGUCAAGAGAGAGUGGAAGUUGAAGAAGACGGCCAGCUGAAGUCCUUGACGAUAAAUGGUAAGGAGCAGCUGCUGCGCUUGGAUAACAAGUAGCUCUCCGCACGUGCGCAGCAGAGCGUUCCCUCUGGCGCGUGGGAGGAUUGACAGGAACAUUUUUUUGAAGAUUUCACAGGAACUCGACUUUCAGUAUAACUGUACUUAAUCUAAAGUAUUUAUACACAGUUCAUCGGAGCCCUACUUGUCAUAGACUUUUGAGUUUAUUGUUGGGACCACAUGAUAGGACCAUUUUUUUUUUGUCUUUAAAAUUGUUGUAAAUCUCUGUAUGCACUUUGCUUUUUUAUUAAAUGUAAUCCAAGGUGGCCGUGACUCUUCCGUACACUAACACCAGCAGGGACCUGCUUUUCCAUUGUGUUUGAAACAUGAGCCAAGUAGUGUCAGCCUGCUGUGAAGUUAACAUCGCCAGGGCGAAUCUUCCACAAAAGUAAUUUCAAGUUUUUUUCAGUAUAUAGUAGUGAAAGACAU